AUGGGAUUCGGAAGUAAUAAAAAUCAACAACGUAAGGGAAGAUGGGCUAAAUGGGAGGAUGAUUUAUUGAAAACCCUCGUAACUGAACAUAGCGUUGAUAGUGACGAUAUCGAUUGGUCUAUCCUGGAAAAACAUUUUGAUGGUAUGAGAGACUCCAAACAGAUUCGAGAGAGAUGGGUCAACCAUUUAACUCCUUCAAAUACUUGCUAUUAUGAUGAAUCUAAUUUAAGUAGAAGUAGCAGUGCUAGAACAGUCGUUAAUGACAAUUAUUCUCCUAAUUUAUCAAGGAAUAGUAGUUUAAAAGAUAAAACUUGCAUGUUAUCCAAUGUUUAUCCGUACAAUUUAAUUUGGUUAGUUGAAUUGGCGUUUCGUGAUACAAUUUUUUAUAAAAACGCAGUAUACAAUGAACCACGAUGUCCUACUUCAAGUAUACAAUUGGACACAAUUAGUUUAAUGGUAACUAGGCACAACUUUGCAGCUGCCCUUGGAUCAACUGGGGAAUAUUCCAUUGGGGCAUCCCUUUAG
Molecule: messenger RNA, 525 nt
Organism: Funneliformis caledonium
Lineage: Eukaryota; Fungi; Glomeromycota; Glomeromycetes; Glomerales; Glomeraceae
Source: the annotation of a GenBank genome assembly